UCUCCCGCGCAGGCGUAAUGGUAGGAGUCCCUGCCCUCAGACUCCUCCGACUGCCACGCGCGGCGCGGGUCUGCAAAAAGAGUAGAAAGGGCGGCGAACAGGACGAGGAGUGUCGGUGAGCAACUGGAGAAUUGGGCGAGGAGAGAAGAGGUUCCCAUGGUGACGAGGCGAGGUGCCUAUUGGCCUCGAGGUCAGAGCUGUCCAUGUGAAAAGGGGAGAGAAGAGUUUCACACGGAACAUGGACAAAGGACUGGCACACAUUAAAGAAGAGGACUGUGAGUGGGGUGCACCAGAGGAUAGUAAAGAGCACCGGUUAGCUUUUAAAGAGGAGGAAUUUGAGGUAAACAUUGUUGACAUUAAACUUGAAGAUACAAAAGAUUUCUCAGACAGUUUUGAAUGUCAAAAACAGGAAACAGGGAACAUUCUCAAGCCAGAUAUUGGUGAAGAGUAUCCUUGCAGUUCACACCGCUGGUUCACCAAUACAGGACAACUGGCCAGCCAUUGGAAUUGUACGGAACUGAAGUCUGAGUUUUCGGAAAUAAGUGAAGGAAAAAGAAGUGAAGGAGAAGAACCGCAGUCAACUAGGAGUAUUAGAAAAAAUGUACAAGAGAACAGCAGUUUCUCCAUAUCUUCAUUUGCUCAGACCUGUCUUCAAGAUAAUAAGAAGAGGAAAAAAUCAACAAUAGGAUCAGAAUAUUUGACAGCAGCCUCCUCCCAGUGCAAUUCUGUUCCUGCUUCCAAACCGACACAGACAGGAGCCAUUGAUGAUGAAGAAGAAGAUGUACCUAAUACAGAUCAAGAGGCCUUGCAUACCAGCGGAAAGUGCAGAAAUGCUUCCAAAAACAAAUCUGCCUGUACAGAUGAAAAGUGGACUGACUCCAAACAGAAGCCAUAUUCCUGUUCUGAAUGUGGCAAUUUAUUUUCACGAAGACACAGUCUUUACUUGCACAAGCGCAUUCACAAUGGCGAGAAGCCCUAUUGCUGUCCAAAAUGUGGCAAACAUUUUUCACGAAAAGGUAAUCUUCAAAGCCACUCACGAAUCCAUACUAGAGAAAAGCCUCAGUGCUGCUCUGAAUGUGGCAAACGGUUUUCUCACUGCACCAAUCUCCAAAGACAUAUGAGAAUUCACACUGGAGAGAAGCCGUAUUGCUGUUUUGAAUGUGGAAAACAAUUCUCCAGCAGCAGUAACCUGCAAAGACACACACGAACUCACACCGGAGAAAAGCCAUAUGGUUGUGCUGACUGUGGGAAACGAUUCUCCGACAGUAUCACUCUACAGCAACACACACGGAUUCAUACGGGAGAGAAGCCAUAUGGCUGUUUGGAAUGCGGCAAACAAUUUUCUGCCAGUAGCAGCCUCCAACGACACACACGCAUUCACACUGGAGAAAAGCCGUAUGUGUGCGGUGAAUGUGGCAAACGAUUCUCUGACAGUAGCAGUCUUCGGCAUCACACAAAAUUUCACACUGGAGAAGCCAUAUUGCUGCUCGCAGAGACUGAAACAGUCAUAUUCUUCUCAGGGAUAGGGGAGGUGGACAGUCCACCAAGAGCGCUGUCAGGACCACUCACACUAAGCGCAGAGACUCGCAGGCAGACGAGGCUACAUGGUGGACAGGAUGCAAGGCACACGGCGCUGGGUCCAGAGAGAGAGAGAGAGAAGACUCACGAGAGGACCGAGGAGAACCAGCGGACAAGAAACAAGCAUUCGGUGAACAGAGGGGUUUCAUCAUGCCCAUACUUGAAAAGAGAGAGAGAGAGAGAGAGAAGUUUUCCAGGAAGCAUGGCCUCCAUCAACAGUGAAGGCCUGGAUGAAAGACUGGCACACAUUAAAGAAGAGGAUUGUGAGUGGGGUGCGUUAGCACAUUUGUGUGUGAAAUGGGAGGACUGUGAAAGCAGAGUUUCAGUUUUUCCAGAGGAGGAGUCCGAAGGGGAAAUUGUUCAGGUUAAAGUUGAGGAUUCAGAAGAGUUCUCAGUUAGUUUUGAACUGCCGGACCAUGAGAGUGGGAAUCUUUUCAAGCAAGAUGUCUCUGAAGAGUCUCAUUCCAGACUGCAGCCCUGGCUCAACAUUACGGGACAACUGGCUACCCGGCAGAAUUCUGUGGAACCGAAGUCGGAGUUAUCAGAGUCUGGGGAGAAAAUCAGUGAAGGAAAUGGGAGCGAAGCAUAUGGGAGUGUUGGAAUAAAUUCACAGGAGACUGGCAGUUUCUCGCUAUCUUCAUUUGCGCUGAAACCCUCACAAGUUCAUACUGGAGACAAGCCAUAUUGCUGCUCUGAGUGUGGUAAACAAUUCUCCCAAGAAAGCUAUCUUCAACGCCACAAAAAAAGCCACAAUGGAGAGAAACCUUAUUGCUGUCCAGAAUGUGGCAAACGAUUUCUUAAAAAUAACACUCUUCAAAAACACAUCAUAAUUCAUACUGGAGAGAAACCCCAUGGCUGUUUUGAAUGUGGUAAACGAUUCUCACAAAUAAGUCAUCUUCAGAGCCACAGAAGAAUUCACACUGGAGAGAAACCUUUUUGCUGUUCCGAAUGUGGCAAACGAUUCUCUGACAGUAGCACCCUACGAAAGCAUAUUCGACUUCAUACUGGGGAGAAGCCAUUUCGCUGUCCAGAAUGUGGUAAACAGUUCUCACAACUUAGCAAUCUUAACAUCCACACAGUAUUCCACACUGGAGAGAAACCCCAUUGUUGUCUGGAAUGUGGCAAGCGAUUCUCACUACUACGACAUCUGCAGAGGCACACAAUAAUCCACACUGGGGAGAAACCUUAUUGUUGUUCUGAAUGUGGCAAACGAUUCUCUGACAGCAGCGGUCUCCGACAGCACACACGAAUCCACACUGGAGAGAAACCUUAUUGCUGUACUGAAUGUGGCAAAAGAUUUUCCCAAAUAAGCAAUCUUCAGAUCCAUAAAAGGAUCCACACUGGAGAAAAACCUUAUUGCUGUUCUGAAUGCGGUGUACGAUUUGCCAAAAAUAUCAGUCUUCAAAAACACAUAUUGAUUCACAUUGGAGAGAAAGUGUGAAAGUGCUGGGAUCAACAGGACUAAUAAAGAGAAACAUUCAGGCCCAUUUUCAUGUUCUACUAAAAACUCUAACCUCAGAUGAACUGCAAAAAGAAGUCUUGUUAGGAGCAAUGCAGCUGCUGUGCUGGACUCUCGCUGCAAACUUAAGGGAGUAAGAAAUAAAGCGGUACAAGUGCACUGCCCUGACUAAAGACUGAGGUUCACUCCUGUCUUGAUUUUAACCCUUAAACCGCAGAAAUUGGCUAUAGUUGGUUCCCAGUGUAAUUUGCCAGCAUGCCCGCGCUGAUCAGUUUGUACCGUACCACUGGCGCCCCCUAGCGAAUGAUCAACCUCACUGUCCCUGGGAUUCAGCCGCUGCACUAGAAGAGCCCAUGAGCAUCAGCGUUGGCCUCUUUUGUGGUUGUGCAGCCAGUUCAAGCGCAGUUGGCUUGGUGAUUUACUGAAUCUCAUCAAUGGCGUCAGUUGCACCUUCUACAUAUAAUAAGAGAUUGUUGCAGUAGUUAUUUUUUUUAAUAGUUUUUACAGUUCAUUGGCAGUGUGUAAAAUGAUUAGUGUUGCAGUACUUGUGAUGCUCCUUGCAUGUGUUCCAUUAAAAUUUCACUUUUUCUUCUUGAAUUGUGACAUUUCCUUAAAAAGUGCAGCAAAAAAGUAUUUGGUGUCUGGGGGUGUAUUAACCCCCCCAAGUUAUGUGGCAGUUUAAGGGUUAAGUGAACCAAAAAAAUCGAGAAAUUUAACCCCCAACAGAAAUCCUAUCGCUGUCUCGAAUGUAGCAAACAGAGGGCACAAAUGAGCCGCCAUAUCUUUAAAGCUACAAAAGGAUCUGCACUGGAAAGAAAUACACGCCUGGACCAGGACAACUUCAUGUCAGUAACUCAAAAAAGAAACGGAAGUCUCAUGGAACCAAAGCCCAGCUGUUACUGAACAUCAUGUUCAUGGAGUACUGUGGAAAAGGCAGAAGCCUGAGCGUGGUAUGGCUUCACAACAUAAAAGGCAUUUGGCAGAAUACCUCACUCUUGGAUCCUGAGAUGUCCAAGUCUAUGUAAAAUCCACCCCAUUCUGGUAACUUUCAUCUCCAGUGCCAUGUCUUACUGGCAGACAGCCUGCAUCUUCAUUGUGACAACAGACGAGUCAUCACUAUUCCGAACAUAAAUAAUAAGAAUUUAUUCGAGGAGACUCUUUAUCACCCUCACUGUUCUGCCUGCCAAUUAAACUCCAUCCUAAAUAAUCUCGACCACGGAUUUAAUAUCAGCUCUCACAAUCAACCAGACCCUCCGGCGGUCACUCGCCUCCUGUUUAUUUGCGAUUUGAGCAGCCAGCCACUGGAUGAGCAGCUACACGCAAUAAAAUGUUGCUGAUGACAUCUGAGUGGCAUGUGGGAUUGGCAAGGGUGCCAAAGCUACCUUCAUCAAUGCAAAGGUAACCUCCACUACCAGUAUGAAGUCUCGAGCGGGAGAGUCAAAAUUAAGAACUUGAACUCAGACGAAACACCAGGGCGUAAAUGAAGUAACAGCCAUUAGCCACAAGAUGCUAAGACAGACUGCCAUCAAGGAGUACAUCUGCAGAACAGAAAGGAUCCUUAAGACCUCCCUCACAACACGUAAAUCGGUUUGCAAUCCCUGUGCUGUCCUACAGUUUUGGUACAAAUGAGCUUCAUAAACUUCACGCCGAAUCGAGACAACAAUGGCGCGCACUCCAACACAUUUUCAAGAAUCGGUGCAUGCCAAGAGUCUAAUAUCCCAAGACCAGAUGGAGACAUGGGCCUAUUUGAAACUGACUACACUUACAGAUCAGCAAUAAUUGAACGACAAACUGACUGGAUGAUCUCCAAGGACCUGGAUAUACAAAAAAUAUUCAACCAUCAGGUAAAAAAGCCCAAAACAACCUCCCCAAUUUAACUUGCUCACCUGUUAGAAAGUGAAGGAGUGACAGAACCCUAGACCUUGUGCCCAGUACAGCAUGUGCUAAUUAGCAGAUUGAAGAAUUCAAUAAAAGCAGAGCAGCAGACAAGGACAAACCACAACAGGGGUGACCUUCCUGCUCCCAAAAUCUGAACAAAGUCAUUUUCCUAAAGGUUACCACCAAAUAAACCCUGGAAGAUAACUCAUUGUUAUCCAGUUCAUUUUCCUAAAGGUUACCACCAAAUAAACCCUGGAAGAUAACUCAUUGUUAUCCAGAAUGUGGAAAUCGAUUCUUACAAAAUAAGAAGUCCCGAAAGCCACAAAAGACCUCACACUUUAGAGUCUCUUAAUUAUGGCUGGAUAGGACAGCGGGCAGCACACCAGGCAAUUUAACUCAUUGAUAUAAGAGAAUGGCCCCACAUGGUCAGGUCUGGCUGGAUGGGGGGGGGUCAGUCUAAGAAUCGAAGUUUCAACAAAGUGACAAAAAGAAAAAGAAAUCGCAAGCAUUGCAGCUAGAGGAAGACAGCAGAAUGUGGGAGAGAACAACUGAAGUUGCGCCAGAGGUGGUGGCAUCCACGGGUCUGACUCAAAAGAACACCCGGGUCCAUCGUGGCAUCCCGCCGAACCUCAUAGGAACUGUCAAAGGAAAACCCGAGUGGUGUUGUGUGUUAAACGCUUCUCAGACAGACAUCUUCUUCAGCAGUGUUUUUGUAGUUUUAAGAUACAUUUUUGGUUUUGCUUAAUUUGUAAUUUUAUUUGUUUAGUUUUAUUGAGUUGUUCAGCAACUACCUUUUCAUUUGUGUCUCUUUCUUUCUUUCUUUUGUCCCAUUUUAUGUUUAUUGCUGGCCAAACUAUUUUGUAAGUCUAUAAAUUCCAUGUAUAUCUAAAACUGUGUACCUUUUGUACUGUACACAGGUCAGUUUAAUGCAGGCAACAUGAC
This is a messenger RNA of Erpetoichthys calabaricus (reedfish), 5857 nucleotides long. Its product is annotated as zinc finger protein 420-like. The record is from RefSeq and is a predicted model, not a curated record. Gene Ontology annotation, molecular function: DNA-binding transcription factor activity; RNA polymerase II cis-regulatory region sequence-specific DNA binding. NCBI's taxonomy places the organism in Eukaryota, Metazoa, Chordata, Cladistia, Polypteriformes, Polypteridae. Bases 239 to 3019 code for a protein of 926 amino acids. Gene Ontology annotation, biological process: regulation of transcription by RNA polymerase II. The transcript is spliced from 6 exons.